This is a messenger RNA of Plenodomus lingam JN3, 333 nucleotides long. RefSeq lists its product as uncharacterized. Lineage: Eukaryota; Fungi; Ascomycota; Dothideomycetes; Pleosporales; Leptosphaeriaceae. Gene Ontology annotation, molecular function: microtubule plus-end binding. The record is from RefSeq and is a predicted model, not a curated record. Gene Ontology annotation, cellular component: mitotic spindle; DASH complex. Gene Ontology annotation, biological process: attachment of spindle microtubules to kinetochore.
AUGUCGUCGGAAACACCAACCCCACACCCUCUCUCCACCUCCCAGAUCUCAGCGCCCAGCGGCGACCAGGACGAAGAGAGCCUUACCCCGCUCGAACAAGAAGUCUUGGACGAAUAUGCGAGAUUACUAGACAACCUGAAUACUAUGUCAACCUUGCUGCUCUCCCUCUCGAAUGCGCCUAGUGCUGCGAUACUCGAUGGCUUGCGCGGGCUCGAGCGCAAAACGAGUCUGGUGUUUACCCUGCUCAAGGCGAGUGUGUAUAGUAUUGUGUUGAAUCAGCAGAUUAGUGAUGCAUCGGGGGGGAAUGGGGAGGGGAGGGAGGAUGAGGGAUGA